AUGGCCAAAGCAAAGUCUGAUUAUCGGGAAGAACACGGCGCUGGGGAUCGGAUCAGUGCGUCCUGCUGGGGAUCGGAUCAGUGUGUCCUGCUGGGGAUCGGAUCAGUGCGUCCUGCUGGGGAUCGGAUCAGUGCGUCCUGCUGGGGAUCGGAUCAGUGCGUCCUGCUGGGGAUCGGAUCAGUGCGUCCUGCUGGGGAUCGGAUCAGUGUGUUCCUCUGGGGAUCGGAUCAGUGUGUUCCUCUGGGGAUCGGAUCAGUGUAUUCCUCUGGGGAUCGGAUCAGUGUGUUCCUCUGGGGAUCGGAUCAGUGUAUUCCUCUGGGGAUCGGAUCAGUGCGUCCUGCUGGGGAUCGGAUCAGUGUAUUCCUCUGGGGAUCGGAUCAGUGCGUCCUGCUGGGGAUCGGAUCAGUGUGUCCUGCUGGGGAUCGGAUCAGUGCGUCCUGCUGGGGAUCGGAUCAGUGCGUCCUGCUGGGGAUCGGAUCAGUGCGUCCUGCUGGGGAUCGGAUCAGUGUGUUCCUCUGGGGAUCGGAUCAGUGUGUUCCUCUGGGGAUCGGAUCAGUGUAUUCCUCUGGGGAUCGGAUCAGUGUGUUCCUCUGGGGAUCGGAUCAGUGUAUUCCUCUGGGGAUCGGAUCAGUGCGUCCUGCUGGGGAUCGGAUCAGUGUAUUCCUCUGGGGAUCGGAUCAGUGCGUCCUGCUGGGGAUCGGAUCAGUGCGUCCUGCUGGGGAUCCGAGCCGCAGGAGUGGAGCGGAGAGGACAGAACACACACACACUGGGGAGGAGAAAACUCCGGAUGGUGCUGAGUCGCGACCCCGCUUUAAUCAGCUCUCCCUUCCGCAUCAGCCUUCAGCUCUCAGCUCUUUACUCUCACACACUAUAAAGACAGGAAAAACAACUUCAGCCGCCAUUUCCCUCAGCGCCACACCUGAGUGACGUCACGAGGCGGAAGUAGUGCACAGGUGUUCCAAGGCAGUGUGGAGAAUAAUGGAAAUGGCAUCAUCUGCAGACCGGUUAGUUCUGUAAGCAAACUGAUAUGGGUCCAGGGAUGAAGGGAAGCAGGUUUUAAUGUGUUUUAGCACCAGUCUUUCAAAACACUUCAUUAUGAGAGGGGUAAGGGCCACCGGUCUGUAGUCUGCUAAACUGUUUGCAGAUGAUUUCUUCGGAACACGAAUGAUUAUUGCUGACUUUAGAGAAGGGGGGACGGUAGCCUGGGAGAGAGAUAGAUUGAAGAUGUUGGUGAAGACAGGAGCGAGUUCAUUGCAGCAUGCUUUGAAUACCUUCCCCGGUACCCUGUCAGGGCCAGCAGCCUUCCUGGAGUUCACCAUUUUAAAGACCUGCCUCACCUCAUGCUGUUCAACGGUGAAGGUGUUGUGGUGUCCAGGGGUGUUGUGGAGGAGGAGCUUCUGGUCUCAAAGCGGGCAAAGAAGUUAUUUAGCUCCUCUGCCAGCAGGGCUCCGUCUGCUGCUGUAGCUGCUGUAUGGCUGCCUCUGUAGUUAGUGAGAUGUUGUAGCCCCUGCCAUACUCUCCUCGGAUUGUUAUCCGCGACCAGAUCUUCAAUCUUAUCUUUAUAUGCAAGCCUGGCCGUCCUAAUCCCCCUCCUCAAACCAGCCCUAGCAGUGGUGUAAAGUGCUCUGUCCCCUGAUCUGAAGGCUCUGUCCCGUGCUGUGAGGAACUGGUGGACUUGCGACGUCAUCCAUGGUUUUUGAUUUGGAAAUACCCGGAUUCGUUUAUUUAGUUACAUUAUCAAUGCAUGUGUUAAUAUAGAAAAGGACAGUUUCUGUGUACUCCUGAAGAUCCAGAUUUUCAAACGGGGACCAUUCAGUAUUUGAGAAACAGUCUUGGAGUUGUGCGAGUGCAUUGUCGGGCCAUGUUGUGAUGGUUUUAAUGCAGGGCUUAGCUGUCCUCCUAAGAGAGGUGUAAGCAGGGAGGAGAAGCAGAGAGAGAUGAUCUGAGAGGCCCAGAUGGGGGAGAACCACUGUUCUGUAGGCAUGCUUUAAGAUGCAAUAAACAUGGUCAAGAAUAUUGUUUCCCCUGGUAGCACAAUUCACAUAUUGAGUGAAUUUAGGGAGUACUGACUUUAAGCUCGCCUGAUUAAAGUCCCCUGCAAUCACAUGGACCCCCUCAGGGUGCUGUUUCUGCUGCUUGCUGAUGAGCUGGUGAAGGUGGGCAAGUCCAGUGCUAGCAUCGGGGCGAUGUAAACAGCAGUCAGAAUGACAAACACUUAUCUCGGCAGGUAAAAAGGCCUGCACAACACUGACAGAGACUCCAGAUCCCAGGAGCAGAUCCAAGGAAUUUGGAAAUUUGAAAAUAAUGAUGAUUUCUAUCCAGAUCUUAUGGUUUUGAUUCAUUCAGGCUCCAUCUUCUUGCUUUGUAAUUUAAUAGACUUUAGAAGCUUCUGUGGGGGAGUUGGAUGGUGAUACCUGCUCUGUAAAACCCCACAUGAUGAUGAGGGUCAUGUGAACAAAUUAUUCCCUGAAACUGCACAUGUGAAAUCAAGUAAAUAUGAUAAUGUGAUCAAUGUGAAAAUAAAACACUAUCAGAUUAACACGUGGAAAUACUGUAAAUUGAUGCGAAAACAAAAAUCAAAGUUAAAAAAAGAGAAAAAAAAAACUCAUUUCAGUAACGGAAUUAUCUUCUGCUCUAAACCUGUAACUAUAGAAAUAAAUUUAAUUACUUUACACUUCAAACCUUCCUCUCUCUCGCAUAAAUAAUACAUAUACACCCCAAAAUAGUCACCCUUUGGAUUUAAAUCAGUCGUGAAGUGUUUGAUUGGAUCAUUAG
Messenger RNA from Neoarius graeffei (lesser salmon catfish), 2775 nucleotides. RefSeq lists its product as uncharacterized. The record is from RefSeq and is a predicted model, not a curated record. The transcript has 3 exons. NCBI's taxonomy places the organism in Eukaryota, Metazoa, Chordata, Actinopteri, Siluriformes, Ariidae. Bases 1 to 927 code for a protein of 308 amino acids.